Phoenix dactylifera (date palm) is the source of this 901-nucleotide messenger RNA. RefSeq lists its product as uncharacterized. The record is from RefSeq and is a predicted model, not a curated record. NCBI's taxonomy places the organism in Eukaryota, Viridiplantae, Streptophyta, Magnoliopsida, Arecales, Arecaceae.
CCUAAUUUGGCCCCAGGCUGCUUGCCUACAUUUCCAACGAAAGAAAGAAAGGAGGAAAAAGAUGGCAGACGAAGACGAGGACAGCGACAUUGCCCUGCUACUGCUCUCUACGCUUCAUGACGACGGAGACGAAGCCGGAGAAGAGGCCACACAGGAUGAUGCCGCCGCCCAAUGGACGGCCAAUCAGCAGCACUACCUCCUCAGAUCCGUCGGCGAUACGAUCGUAAUAAGGCAGCUCCCCUCCCGAGGCCUCUCCUUCCAGCUCUGGCCCGCCGCCUCCUCCCUCGUUUCCCUCCUCGACCGCAACCCCUCCGCGCUCCUCCUCCCCACUCCCCCCUCCCCCAGCCCUCUCCGCAUCCUCGAGCUCGGCUGCGGCACCGGCCUCGUCGGCAUCGCCGCCGCCGCCAUCCUCGGCGCCCACGUCACCCUCACCGACCUCCCCCACGUCCUCCCCAACGUUCGGUUCAACGCGGACUCGAACGCCCCCGCCCUCGCCCCCCGCGGCGGCUCCCUCGACGUCCGCCCGCUCAGCUGGGGCGACCGCCACGCCGGCGGCUCCCUCGACGGGUCGGUGUUCGACGUGGUCAUGGCGUCCGACGUCGUCUACCACGAGCACCUCUUGGAUCCACUGGUGCAGACUCUUGAGGUGUUCGUGAGAGGUGAGGUGGCAUUCUUGAUGGCCCAUCUGAGGCGGUGGAAGAAGCGCGACUCCGUAUUCUUCCGCAAGGCCAGGAAGCUGUUCGACGUCGCCGUGCUCCACACCGACCCUCCGCUGCCUGGCUGCCGGAAUGGGGUCACCAUCUAUCGAUUCACGGCUAAGAAACGGGCGCCAAUAGCAUUGACAGAGACUUGAAUAUCAUGGCAGUGUUACGAUUUGAACUCGAAUUGAAUCUUUUGAUUA